AUGGAACCACUGAUUUGCUUCCAGAAUUUGGCCGUGACUAUUGGACUUGGGAUUUUCUUCUUCUCCUGCUUCCUCUAUAAUCUCAGGAGGGAUGGCAGUAGACUGAAACUGCCUCCAGGACCACGUCCAUGGCCUAUCAUAGGAAGUCUCCAUCUCUUGGGAACCCUUCCUCACCAGUCUCUCGCGGCGCUGGCAAAGAGAUACGGAUCCAUUGUGUUCCUUCGCCUGGGAUCCGUCCCCACUGUUGUGAUCUCUUCUCCUGCUAUGGCAAAAGAGUUCCUCAAAACGCAUGAUUUGGUUUUUGCAACCAGACCAAACUGCGCAUUCGGGAAAUACGUAAGCUAUGACCAUAAAGACGUGGCGUAUAGCCCCUAUGGAGUGUACUGGAGGCAGAUAAGAAAGCUGUGCACAGUGGAGCUGCUUACAAUGAAGAGAAUCAAUUCUUUCAGAUUCGUGAGAGAGGAAGAGCUGUCCGCCAUGAUCGGUUCCAUCUGGGAGGAAAGCGGGGCAGGAGCGAAGUGUGUGGAUGUGAAGAAGAGGCUCUCUUCUCUCACUCAAAAUAUUACUUGCAGAAUAUUUGCCAGCAGAACGUAUUCCGACAACGAAUUGAGCGAAGGGCAUGGCUUCAAACAAAUGAUUGACGAGAUAUUUGCUGUGGCAGGUGCAUUCAAUGUUAGCGAUUUCAUUCCUUACCUUGACUGGCUCGACUUGCAAGGAAUUCGUCGUCGCAUGCAGGCCGUUCACAAAACAUUCGAUGGAUUUGCUGAGAAAGUAAUCGACCAACAUAUUGGUUGUAGAUUGGGAGAAGGAAAACUGAAGGAUGAAGAUCGCGUUAAAGAUAUGGUAGACGUGUUGCUCGACAUGGACGAGAAGGAGGGCCAAACAAUUUCUCGAGUCGACAUCAAAGCAAUCAUCUUUGACAUGUUGGCUGCGGGAAUCGAAACAUCGUCGACAACAGUAGAAUGGGCAAUGAGUGAGCUGCUAAGGAAUCCUGCAAUGCUGGCACUGGCACAGCAAGAGAUCGAGUCAGUAGUGGGUACAGAUCGGAAAGUAAAUGAGAGCGACGUCAGAAACUUCGACUACUUGCAGUGCGUCGUGAAAGAAACCUUUCGACUUCAUCCGCCAUUUCCUCUGCUCCUUCCCCACGAGUCGAUGGAAGGGUGCAGGUUGGGGGGAUAUUUCAUUCCGCCAAAGACACGGCUAUAUGUGAAUGUGUGGGCGAUGGGAAGGGAUGAAAACGUUUGGAAAGAUGCUCAUCUGUUCAAGCCCGAGCGGUUCAUGGGGUGUAAUAAGGAUGUGAGAGGUCAGGACUUCGAUUUGCUGCCGUUCGGAACAGGAAGAAGAGGAUGCCCUGGAGUUUCCAUGGGUCUUUCUGUUGUGGAAUUGACACUUGCUCAGCUUCUUCACUGCUUUGAUUGGACUGUGGAGGGCGAGGUCGAUGUGGCGGAAGUGUUCGGAUUAACUGUUCCCAGAAAAAAUCCACUGUUUGCCCGCCCUUCGAGGAGGCUAACAGGUGAAUACCCUAUUCAAGAGAGCGCUGUCCGAUAG
This is a messenger RNA of Cryptomeria japonica (Japanese cedar), 1548 nucleotides long. Its product is annotated as cytochrome P450 750A1-like. Bases 1 to 1548 code for a protein of 515 amino acids. Gene Ontology annotation, molecular function: iron ion binding; monooxygenase activity; oxidoreductase activity, acting on paired donors, with incorporation or reduction of molecular oxygen. The record is from RefSeq and is a predicted model, not a curated record. Lineage: Eukaryota; Viridiplantae; Streptophyta; Pinopsida; Cupressales; Cupressaceae. The transcript is spliced from 2 exons.